UCCCACUCUUUGGAAACCGCUGGCCAUGCUCAUCUCCAAAUCCACGGCUGCUUCACCACCACCAAACCAAACCACUUAUAUACCCUGCCUCACUUGCCAACCACUCUCUCUCUCUCCCAUCUCAAUUAACCUUUUCUUCUUUCUCUUUCUCUUUUCCAUUAUCAUCAUCAUCAUCAUCAUCAUCAUCAUCGUGUUCUUCGUUUUCAUCAUAAUCAUAAUCAUAAUCAUUUCAAGAAAGAGUGGUGUGAACAGCCAUGAGGAUGAGCUGCAAUGGUUGCAGAGUGCUGCGCAAAGGGUGCAGUGAUAACUGCAGUAUCAGGCCUUGUUUGCAGUGGAUCAAAAGCCCUGAAUCACAAGCAAAUGCAACUGUUUUCUUGGCUAAGUUUUAUGGCCGUGCUGGGCUUAUGAAUCUCAUCAACGCUGGUCCUGAACACCUUCGUCCAGCUAUAUUCCGGUCACUGUUGUACGAAGCGUGUGGUCGGAUAGUGAACCCGAUCUACGGUUCGGUUGGGUUGCUUUGGUCGGGAAGUUGGCAGCUUUGUCAGGCGGCGGUAGAAGCCGUGCUGAAAGGCGCGCCGAUCGUGCAGAUCCCGUCAGAAGCCGCGCCGAUGCCGCAGCUCAAAGGGUAUGACAUACGGCACGUCUGCAAGGACUCGGCGGCACCGGUUGGCGAGCUUCGUAAGGUUGCUAAGCCGCGUAACCGGUUCAAGCGCUCGGCAGUGGUGAAGCCGAAGCCGAAGCCUUUGCCUGGCUGGCUCCAAUGCAAUAGCGAGCCGAGCCAUGACUCGUCUGAUAGCAUCUUCUCAACUGAUACUAUGGAAGCUUCUCAUGUUAGCCAGGCUGAGCCUAAUUGCAGCAAGAGUCAAGCUUGGUUUGAAGAUGGUGAUGAGGUUGGCCUUGAGCUCACUCUUGGUCCCUUUGAGCCAUCGACGGCGCCGGCUCCGGCGCCGGUGCCAUCUCAGCUUGAUUAGAAGGUAUUAUAAUAGAUAGAGAUAGGCGUAGAAUGAAGGGUAGCACCGGGUUUGCUUGGAGAUUCGGGCAGUGGUGAUCGUUGUUUCAUCAGUGGAGUGGUAGUCAGUGAGUGAGUGAGUUACUAGCUUACAGUUUUGGCGCAGUCAUAAUCAACCCAACCGUUUGUUCUUUUUUCAUAUAUGAUCUUCAUCAACAAUAAUCUCAAUAUGUCAUAGAAUUUUUUCUUUUUCUUCUUAUCUGUUUGUUUUUCUUUUUUAAUCUCCUCAAAUCAUCAUGUUUCUAUGUAUAUAUUGUUAAUAGAUGAGCAGCUUGUUUUAAAGA
Dioscorea cayenensis subsp. rotundata (Guinea yam) is the source of this 1293-nucleotide messenger RNA. Its product is annotated as LOB domain-containing protein 41-like. The transcript is spliced from 2 exons. Lineage: Eukaryota; Viridiplantae; Streptophyta; Magnoliopsida; Dioscoreales; Dioscoreaceae. The coding region runs from base 255 to 971 and encodes 238 amino acids. The record is from RefSeq and is a predicted model, not a curated record. Gene Ontology annotation, biological process: regulation of gene expression.